Molecule: messenger RNA, 1413 nt
Organism: Syzygium oleosum
Lineage: Eukaryota; Viridiplantae; Streptophyta; Magnoliopsida; Myrtales; Myrtaceae
Exons: 5
Coding region: 459-1121 (220 amino acids)
Biological process (GO): aromatic amino acid biosynthetic process
Molecular function (GO): 3-dehydroquinate synthase activity; oxidoreductase activity
Source: RefSeq, a predicted model, not a curated record
GACUUAAACUGCUUGCAUGCUUUUGCAUCUUUCUAGCAAAAAACGAUAUUUAACUUUUUCAAGAUCUAAUUACCUUUUGAUUUUUCCUUGUUCUCUCCACGCUGUCUUUGGAGAUACCAAAACUUCGAUUUGCCCGCCUCUCCGAUGAUACAGAAGCAAGAGGUUCCAAAAGGACAACGAAGUAGGAUAUCUAUGAAGGCUUUGUGAGCAACGCGACUCGUUUACAACGAUUAGGAUACACAGAAAACGCAUGGUUGGUAUCUAAAAGCAUGAACAUGUACAAAAAGACCAAAAGAGCGAAACCUCGAGGCUUGCCGCUUCCCUCGACAAUUUGUCAUCACCUUCAUUGCAUACGAGCAAGCCUCUUGAUCUUGUCAAAGCAGGACAAAACCAUUUCCUAGCUAUCUCAGCCUCUUAGUUUGAACAAUUACAUUCAAGAUGAGAAUAUUUCUGUAAGAAUGGGUUUCGUGAGGUUCCAGACAAAAAGGAUGGGGGAAACCCUUCUGCCACGAGAGUCGCCAGCCUCGGCCGACUGCCCGAGGCAUGUGGUCAUAGUGAUGGAUGGCAUGAAGAGGUUCACGACAGCUCCACUGGAGUGGGCGCUCGAGAAUCUGAUCACCAUCGGCUGUACUAUCACCCUUAUAGGCGUGAUGCCGUGGUUGAACAUUCCUCUUUCUGGCAAAAUCUGGUCUGAUGUGUGGCCGGUGGAAUGGGAGACCUUGGCGAAUCUACAAGAGAGGAAUGAGUGGAGAAGUGAUGUGAAAUAUCUAAAGUUGCAGGCAGUGAUUGAUCUCUGCAAGAGAUAUGGGGUGGUGCCUCAAAAGGAUGUGGUGAUGGGUUAUCCUUCAAAGCUUCUGGUUGUGGAGAAAAUCACAAGCCUUCAUGCCACAUGGGUUGUCUUUGAUAGGCAUCAGAGAAAGAACAGGGAGUUCUAUGCCGAGAGAAUUCCAUGCAACAUGGUGAUGAUGAAUCAGAACGGAGAGGGAGACAUGUUCAGAGGCAGAAGCUGCAUGAGUGACAGUGAAGGCAGCACUCCAGGGGAGUCUCCUGCCUCCUUUGUGCCCACACCAGAGGUUUUGAUCUCUGAAGAGCUCAGGGAAAUCCUCAGGCAGAGACUGUGAGCCCAAACCGUAUUUCGUAUUCUAUGUUAUGAGCUGGUUGGAUUUGAUCCACAAUCAUAAAAUAAAAAUUGUGUUUAUGGAUGUACGGCUUGUAAUAGCGUCAAAUCUACCACGGCCACACCCUCCAAUUGUCGCGCUUUCUGAUCCUUUUUUGUAUUGCCUUGGUUCUGUUUCUGACCAUCUGCGCUUGAUGCUUUUAAGCAAAGUUGCCCCCUUUUUUUUUUUUUUAUCUUCUUCUGUUGCAGAUGUAUGAAUAAAAGACGUCGAAAUUGGAUUCUAGGUUUAUUCUGGA